AUGAAAUCUGAAGUUGACUUCAACACUCUUGCAAAGGGAAUAGAUAAGCUUAUCUCUACGAACAAAUUAAUUGAUUUUUACAAAGUUGAAGAUACUUGCAAAAUAUUAGAGCAUGCAGAACUAAAUUUAGACCAAGCAAUUUGGAUUUUCACCGAAUGCCAGAAGAAAUACACAGCUAAGCAGAUAUUUUUAAUAUUUCAAGCUGUUAAGAUGGACAGCGGUGAAAAUAUCGAUAAAAUUAAUACUUUAUUAAAUAUUUUACGAAAAUGUUUGAAUUCCGGUAUGCUAAAAUACAUAGCAACAGCAUUUGAACAUAUAAGUAAAGUAUAUGAGUACCAGAAGAACGAUAUUGCUCAUUUAAAGGCUCAAUUAGCAGAAAAAGAAAAAAUUAAUUCUAGUUUAACAGUACAAAUCCAUAAUGUUGUAGAAGAUAAUUCGAACUUAAUGGAAUCAUUAUCCAAAUAUCUCGACGCUUCAAAGAAUGUCCCAAAGAUACCGAAAAAAAUGGAAUAUAUUCCAAAGCAACCUGACCCAGAAAACAAAUACGUCAAGCUAUUACAAGUAUGCAAAUGUAAUAGUGAUGAUUUCGAAAAGAUUUACAGUAUAUUAAAAGAUGCAUCACAAAUAAACGACGUUGAUGCGAUUCGCUUUGCAAUUCUUAACAAUUUAUCCGAAGUUAAAGAUAUUGAAUACCAAAGAACCAUGUUUUUGAUGGCUUCUAACAACGGAGAUUUCAAUUUAGUCAAACUUUUAACAGAAAACGGUUGUGACAUAAAAGUCAUCGAUAAAUACAAUAGAAAUGCUUUACAUUUGGCAAGUAUCAAAAACAAUGUCAAUAUUGUUGCAUUUCUUGUUAAUCUCAGGGAUAUUAACAUAAAUGCUAUUGAUAACAAGUUUGAAACAAGCUUACAUUGGGCUUCUUUGUAUGGAAACUUAAGUAUUGUUCAGAUUUUGUGUCAAUGCAGAGAUAUUGAUAUAAAUGCGUUAGAUAAAGAUGAUGAAACACCUUUACAUAAAGCAAGUUAUGCUGGGCAAAUCCAAAUUGUCCAAUAUCUUACUUCUUUGAAAGAUAUCAAGUUAAAUCCCUUAAACAAACAAGGAAAAACACCUUAUCAAGUUGUAACUGCAGGAAAGAAAGAUGAUGUUAAAGCAUUCCUGAAAUCUAAAGGCUGUCAAUGA
Molecule: messenger RNA, 1179 nt
Organism: Trichomonas vaginalis G3
Lineage: Eukaryota; Parabasalia; Trichomonadida; Trichomonadidae
Product: protein ubiquitination
Exons: 1
Coding region: 1-1179 (392 amino acids)
Molecular function (GO): protein binding
Source: RefSeq, a predicted model, not a curated record